Messenger RNA from Humulus lupulus (European hop), 2792 nucleotides. Its product is annotated as subtilisin-like protease SBT1.7. The transcript has a single exon. Gene Ontology annotation, biological process: proteolysis. The coding region runs from base 189 to 2516 and encodes 775 amino acids. The record is from RefSeq and is a predicted model, not a curated record. Lineage: Eukaryota; Viridiplantae; Streptophyta; Magnoliopsida; Rosales; Cannabaceae. Gene Ontology annotation, molecular function: serine-type endopeptidase activity.
AAAAAAUUAGCGUCGUAUUGAUAUAAUUGCCCCACCAUGAUACAUCUAAUCAGCACUUCAGUGGAGCGCUAUUUAGCUAGCAAGAUUCCAAGUGAUUCUUCAUGCCAAGACAAUUGAGAACCAAAACAAAGGAAGGCAAACCAUAUAGAAAAAAAGAAUUUUUGCCCAAAUCAGAAAAACAGAACUAGAUGAGGAAAAAACCUCAGAAUAGUAUGAAGUUACCAAUUCUCCUUUUGCAAACAGCCAUGCUUCUGAGCACUGCCUUCCGUUUACAUGUAACAGCAGCCGAUAGAAAACACCAACAAGUGAAAAAGACUUACAUAGUUCAUAUGGAUAAGUCUCAUAAGCCUGCAAGUUCCGACGACCACCUCAAAUGGUAUGACUCAUCUUUAAAAUCGGUCUCUGCUUCAGCUCAAAUGUUUUACACUUAUGACAAUGUAAUGCACGGCUUUUCCACAAGACUGGCGGAAGAAGAAGCCCAGGUGCUUGAAAAACAACCAGGUGUUCUCUCUGUUCUACCUGAAAUCCGAUAUGAGCUUCAUACGACUCGAACGCCUGAGUUUCUUGGACUUGGAAAGAGCGAAGCUAUCUUUCCAUCGUCGGACAAAGUUAGUGAGGUGGUGAUAGGAGUUCUGGACACCGGUGUGUGGCCUGAGAGCAAAAGCUUUGAUGACACCGGUCUCGGGAAGCUCCCCUCUGGGUGGAAAGGGGAGUGCCAGGUGGGCAACAACUUCAACUCGUCAAGCUGUAACCGAAAACUAAUUGGCGCGAGAUUUUUCUCGGAAGGGUAUGAAGGAGCAUUUGGACCCAUUGACAGUAAAAGAGAAUCAAGAUCACCAAGAGAUGACGAAGGCCAUGGAACUCAUACCACAACCACCGCAGGCGGGUCCUCUGUUGCAGAGGCUAGUCUAUUUGAUUUUGCUUCUGGCACGGCACGAGGUCUGGCUGCGACAGCCCGAGUAGCCACGUAUAAGGUGUGCUGGGUUGGUGGAUGUUUUGGUACUGAUAUAUUAGCAGGUAUAGAGCAGGCUAUUAAAGAUGGUGUCAAUAUUUUGUCUAUGUCUAUCGGCGGAAGUUUAAAUGAUUACAGCAAAGACGCAGUAGCAAUUGGAACUUUUGCUGCAACGGCUAAUGGAAUUGUUGUAUCCCUCUCAGCCGGAAAUUCUGGACCAAGUUCAGGGAGCUUAUCCAAUGUUGCGCCUUGGAUGAUCACUGUGGGUGCUGGAACAUUAGACCGUGAUUUCCCAGUUUAUGUUAGCCUUGGAAAUGGACAGAAAUACAAAGGUGUGUCGCUCUAUGGAGGCCAACCUUUAUCUGAUGAGUUAGUUCCAAUUGUUUAUGCUCAAAAGACAAGUAACUCUACAAAUGGUAAUCUGUGCUUGACUGGUAGUUUGGUUUCUGGAACGGUCACAGGAAAAAUUGUAUUGUGUGAUCGAGGGGGAAACUCCAGGGCCCAAAAGGGUCAAGUAGUCAAAGAUGCUGGUGGCGUUGGGAUGAUUUUGUCAAAUACAGAAUCUUACGGGGAGGAACUUGUGGCUGAUGCACAUCUCUUGCCCACAGCAGCUGUUGGCCAGAAAAUCGGUGAUUUAAUAAAGGCCUAUCUUGAUUCGGAGGCUAAUCCAACAGCCACGAUCUCCAAAGGAACCACACAGUUAGGAGUUCAACCCUCACCAGUGGUUGCAGCUUUCAGUUCUAGGGGACCAAAUCCAAUCACUCCAGAAAUACUUAAACCAGACCUGAUAGCACCAGGGGUAAACAUACUUGCUGGGUGGACUAGCGCAGCUGCACCAACUGGAUUAGACCAGGACAAGAGGCGCGUAAGCUUCAACAUCAUUUCAGGCACAUCCAUGUCUUGCCCUCAUGUGAGUGGACUGGCUGCCCUCCUCAAAGCUGAGUACCCAGAAUGGAGUCCUGCAGCUAUAAAAUCGGCUCUCAUGACCACCGCCUAUUCAAAAUAUAAUAAUGGUAAAACCUUAAUAGAUGUUGCUACUGGAAAUCCAUCAACACCGUUUGACUAUGGAUCUGGGCAUGUAGAUCCAGUGGCAGCCCUGGACCCUGGUCUUGUUUACGAUGCUACUGUUGAUGAAUACAUAAGCUUCCUCUGUGCUUUAAAUUACAGUGCAGCUGAGAUAAAGAUCGUCACCUACAAAGACUACACCUGUGAUGUAACCAAAAAGUACAGCCUUGGAGAUUUUAACUACCCAUCUUUUGCAGUUCCUCUGCAAACAGCACUUGGUAGUGGUUCUGGUGUUUCAAGCACUGUAAGAAACACAAGAACUCUAACAAAUGUUGGAGCACCAGCAACAUAUAAGGUCAAAGUAUCUUCAGAGAUUUCGUCAAUUAAAAUCUUUGUUCAACCAGAAUUACUGAGCUUUAGUCAGGCAUAUGAGAAGAAGACAUACACAGUGACAUUCACUGCCCCUUCUUCCCCGUCAGGUUCAACAAGCUUUGCUCGUCUGGAAUGGUCAGAUGGUAAACAUGUAGUUGGCAGCCCUAUUGCUUUUAGCUGGACAUAAUUAAAAGAGAAUUUAACUAGUAUUAAGGUACAAGAGGUUUCGAAUAGAUGAAACUGUCUCUAUUCCUGUGUUAAUUCUAUUUGUGUUGGUCAUUCCCUUGUACCAGCUGAGCAACUUAUGCCAUUUAAUAGGUUUCUUCUUGUAAUUCCCAAAUGAAAGAUCAAGGUAAAUGGGAAUAAUAAUUGUACAGCAAAAUGUGUAAUGAACUAAUAAUAUUUAAGAAUGGAUCCCGAAUUUGUAUUUCAAAUAAAAAGCUAAUGCUUUCAUUUUCUUGUU